This is a messenger RNA of Trichoderma gamsii, 993 nucleotides long. Its product is annotated as enoyl-(acyl-carrier protein) reductase I. The transcript has 3 exons. The record is from RefSeq and is a predicted model, not a curated record. NCBI's taxonomy places the organism in Eukaryota, Fungi, Ascomycota, Sordariomycetes, Hypocreales, Hypocreaceae. Gene Ontology annotation, molecular function: nitronate monooxygenase activity. The coding region runs from base 1 to 993 and encodes 330 amino acids.
AUGCCCUUCAACACCGAGCUCACGCGCCGCCUAGGCAUCCGCGUCCCCGUCGUCCAGGGCGGCAUGAUGCACAUCGGCACCGCAGACCUCGCCGCGGCCGUCUCCAACGCCGGCGGCCUGGGCAUCAUCACGGCCCUCAUCUUCCCCAGCCCCGACGCCCUCCGCGCCGAGAUCCAGCGUUGCCGCUCCCUGACCAAGAACCCCUUCGCCGUCAACCUGACGCUGCUGCCGUCGAUGCUGCCGCCUGACUACCCGGCCUACGCGCAGGCCAUCAUCGACGAGGGUAUUAAGAUUGUCGAGACGGCGGGCAACUCGCCGGGGCCCGUCAUCCGCCAGCUGAAGGCCGCCGGCGUCAUUAUCUUACACAAGUGCACCACCAUCCGCCACGCCCAGAGCGCCGUCAAGCUGGGCGUCGACUUUUUGAGCAUCGACGGCUUCGAGUGCGCGGGCCACGUCGGCGAGAGCGACAUUACAAACUUCAUCCUGUUGAGCCGCGCGCGGCAGACGCUCAAGACGCCCUUCAUCGCCUCGGGAGGAUUUGCCGAUGGCCAGGGCCUGGCUGCGGCGCUGGUAUUGGGAGCUUGUGGCGUGAAUAUGGGCACGCGCUUCAUGUGCACCGUCGAGGCGCCGAUUCACCAGAACAUCAAAGAUGCGAUUGUCAAGGCGCAGGAGACGGACACAACGCUGCUGCUGAGGCGGUGGACCAACACGACGAGACUGUUCAAGAACAAGGUUGCGCUGGACGCGCUCAAGAUUGAAAAGGAGAGCACGAAGGGCGAGUUUGCGGAGGUGGCGCCGUAUGUGAGCGGGAAGAGGGGCAAGGAGGUGUUUGUCAAUGGCGAUCCAGAAUUUGGCGUCUGGACGACGGGCCAGGUCAUUGGCUUGAUUCACGAUAUUCCCACGUGCGGUGCGCUGGUGGCGCGUAUUGAGAAGGAGGCUGAGAGUUCGUUGCGGGAGAAGCUGGCUUUGAUUGUGCCCGAUUCGAAGCUAUAG